CGGCGCUUUGGUGAGUUUGACGUGGCACUCUGCUUUCACAGAGAACCGUGGAGAGGACUCUGCCCAGUAUUCAGGUUGCCAACUCAUUGAUCCUGGCAUGAGAAGACAGUAACAUCCCAUCAAGAUGAGUCAACAGGGUUAUGUUGCUGCACCCCCGUACUCCCAGGCCCAGCCCGGGAUGGGGGGCUACCAGGGUGGGUUCGGAGCUGGUCCUGCACAGCCCCUCUAUGGGCACUAUGGGGGUCCGCCUCAGACAUUCAACGGUCCACCAACAGGUAUGAUGAAGGCACCAGUCUCCUCUGCAGCUGGGAUGCCUCCACCUGCAGCGCCCAGUCAGUACAAUCCAAAUGUCCAGCAGAACGGCGCACAUCCACAAAGAUACCCUCCACCAGCUGCUCCUGCUUCUUAUGGACAGCCUUUACAGUCGCAGUACAACAACAUGGCCCCCGCGGCCCCCCCUCCAGCUCAGCAGCUCACCAAUCAGAUGAGUACCAUGAACCUGGGCAGCUAUGCCUCGGGUCCUAUGCAGAGCCCCCCCCCUCCAACAAACUCUGUUGCCCAGCAGCCUUUCCAACCAGCACCCCCUCCAGCAAUGGGCCAGCCGAUGAUGCCACCAGGACCACAGUCCCCCCACAUGUCCCCCAUCAUGUCUGCUCCACAGUCUCCCCAAGCAAACAUGCCAAUGGCAGGCCCCCCAAUGGCAGGCCCCCCAAUGGCCGGACCACCAAUGGGAGGCCCCCCCAUGUCAGGCAUGGGUCGACCCUUUCCCGGCCCCCUUCCUCCAGGCCCCGGAGGUUUCCAGCAGCCUGGUCCUGGACCUGCUGGUCCAACUGGAUACCCCCAGCAAGCAGGUCAGUUUGGGGGACACGUGGCAGGGCCUCAGCCUGGUAUGAUGGGGCCUCAGCCUGGUAUGAUGGGGCCUCAGCCUGGUAUGAUGGGGCCUCAGCCUGGUAUGAUGGGGCCUCAGCCUGGUAUGAUGGGGCCUCAGCCUGGUAUGAUGGGGCCUCAGCCUGGCAUGAUGGGGCCUCAGCCUGGCAUGAUGGGGCCUCAGCCUGGUAUGAUGGGGCCUCAGCCUGGCAUGCCAGGUGCCUUCCCUGGAUCAGCAGGCGGACUGGCAGGACCACCACAGAAGAAACUGGACCCUGACUCUAUCCCCAGCACCACUCAAGUCAUCGAGGAUGACCAAGCAAAACGAGGGGGACAGGUGUACAACACGAACAUCAGAGGACAGGUUCCCCCGCUGGUCACCACUGAGUUCCCCAUACAGGACCAAGGCAACGCCAGCCCCCGGUUCAUCCGCUGCACCACCUACUCCCUGCCCUGCACCGCAGACCUGGCCAAACAGUGCCAAGUUCCGCUGGCCGCCAUCAUCAAACCUUUCGCCAGUGUGCCCAAGAAUGAGACUCCUCUGUAUGUUGUGAACCAUGGUGAGACCGGCCCGAUCCGCUGCAAUCGAUGCAAAGCCUACAUGUGUCCCUACAUGCAGUUUAUUGACGGAGGGCGUCGCUUCCAGUGUGGCUUCUGCAACUGUGUCAAUGAAGUGCCAGCCUUCUACUUCCAACAUUUGGACCACAUGGGCAGGAGGGUAGACUUCUACGAGAGGCCAGAGCUGUCCCUGGGCUCCUACGAGUUUGCAGCCACCCUGGACUACUGCAAGAACAACAAGGUUCAAAAUCCUCCUGCCUUCCUCUUCAUGAUCGAUGUGUCCUAUAACAACGUUAAGAGUGGACUAGUCAAACUGAUAUGUGAUGAGCUGAAGACUCUGCUGGACAAUCUGCCAUGUGAGGACGGCUCGGAGAGCUCCGCCAUUAAGGUGGGCUUCGUCACCUACAACAAGGUGCUCCACUUCUACAACGUGAAGAGCGCUCUGGCCCAGCCGCAGAUGAUGGUGGUGUCGGACACAGCGGAGAUGUUCGUCCCCCUGCUCGACGGAUUCCUCGUCAACUAUCAGGAAUCCAGAGCCGUUAUCUACAACCUCCUGGAUCAGAUCCCUGAUAUGUUUGCAGACUCCAACGAGAGUGAGACAGUCUUUGUUCCCGUCAUCCAGGCCGGCGUGGAGGCAUUUAAGGCAGCAGAGUGCAGCGGGAAGCUCUUCAUCUUCCACUCCUCCAUGCCCACCGCCGAGGCUCCGGGCAAACUGAAGAACAGGGACGACAAGAAGCUGGUGAACACCGACAAAGAGAAAACGUUGUUCCAGCCUCAGAAAGGAGUGUAUGAGCAGCUGUCGAAGGAGUGUGUGGCGCAGGGCUGCUGUGUGGACCUCUUCCUCUUCCCUAGUCAGUACGUGGACGUGGCCACCAUGGCUGACGUGCCCUCACACACCGGAGGCUCCGUCUACAAGUACAACAACUUCCAGGUGGAGACGGAUGGGGAGCAUUUCCUGACAGACCUGAGGAAAGACGUGCAGAAGAGCAUCGGGUUUGACGCCAUCAUGCGUGUUCGCACCAGCACAGGGUUCCGAGCCACAGAGUUCUUCGGAGCGAUCCACAUGAACAACACCACAGACAUCGAGAUGGCGGCGGUGGAUUGUGACAAGGCUCUGACCGUAGAGUUCAAACACGACGACACACUCAGCGAGGAGACCGGAGCACACAUGCAGUGUGCAUUGCUGUACACCACCAUCAACGGACAACGACGUCUCCGCAUCCACAACCUCAGUCUGAACUGCAGCUUGCAACUGUCAGAGCUGUACAAGAGCUGCGAGACCGACUCUCUCAUCAACUUCUUCGCCAAAUCAGCCUGCCGUGCCAUACUGAACCAGCCGCUGAAGAACGUGCGGGAGAUCCUGGUGAACCAGACGGCCCACAUGCUGUCCUGCUACAGGAAGAACUGCGCCACCCCCUCAGCUGCCAGCCAGCUGAUCCUGCCUGACGCCAUGAAGGUGUUCCCGGUGUACAUGAACAGCCUGAUGAAGAGCGCUCCUCUGGUUGGCAGCACGGAGCUCUCCACCGACGACCGCGCCCACCAGAGGCUCUCCAUCAUGGCCAUGGGGGUGGAGGACACACAGCUGCUGCUCUACCCACGCCUCACCCCACUGCACAACCUGGACGUGGGCAGCGAGGCUCUUCCCGCUCCGGUGCGAUGCUCCGAGGAGCGCCUCUCAGAAUCCGGCAUGUUCCUGCUGGAGAACGGACAAUCCAUGUUCCUGUGGCUGGGCCAGGCCAGCCCUCCGGACAUCGUGCAGAGCCUCUUCAACGUGCCCUCCCUGGCACACCUGCAGGGAAACAUGAGUGCUCUGCCAGAGCUGGACAACCCGCUGUCCGCAAAGGUCCGCUCCAUCAUCAGCGGCCUGAUGGAGAAGAGGCCGAACUCUAUGAAGCUGCAGAUCGUGCGGCAGAAGGACAAACCGGAGAUGUUGUUCCGUCAGUUCCUGGUGGAGGAUAAGAGUCUGCACGGAGGAGCCUCCUACAUGGACUUCCUGUGCUACGUCCACCGAGAGAUCAGGCUGCUGCUCACUUAACACCCCCGUCUGCCGGACACACACACACACCUCACAGGGUCAGUUCAUAAAGGACAGUUUUACAAAGACAGAGGAAGACACCCGAGCCAGCUAGAGCCAAAGCUGCCUUUCCAACGUAGUGUACUUAAAGUAUGACCUUCAAAUAACCACUCGUCACUUGAGGAUCUACGAUACACAGCACAGCCAGUGACACUUGUUGUGAUGGAGUGUGGAGAUCAGAGCGUUGGCAUUAAGCAAUACAGCAUUGAUCUCCACUGUUUCACAUUUCACUUUGUCGAUUUACAGGAUCAGGACGAGGGGUUAUUUUUAGGCAAUACUGCUCACUUUGAAACUCGCCAGUCUCUGUUUUACGUGACUUUCUCCCAUAUAAAGACUGAAUAUGUAAUCGUUUUUAAAUCUUGUUCUCUUUUUUAAAUAUAAAUACAUGCUCAAAGAAAUUUUACAAUAUUUAAAACGUCUUAUAGAGGGUUCUACAUGUUAUCACACUUAUAGUGUCCUAGUGUCAAUGUGCUAAGUAAACAUAUACGAAAAAUGUUAUAAUUUAAACCGUAACGCUGCUGAUGAAUGAUUCCUGUCAUUACACACGCCUUCCCUUUGAAACAUAUGAGCAUUUCUGACCAUUUAAAGCAAAGACCUGAUCCUCUCAAUGAACACAGUUGUCGUUCUGCUGAGAGAACAUCGUUGGUCCUGAUGAAAAACACGCUUCUUUUUGAGUCAGAACUUGAACAAAAAAAAAGGAUGCUUAAGGGAAAGGACUGCCAAAGGUUUAGGGACCAAAGAAUACAACUGUCACAACUAUAUAACGAAAGAUAAAGAUCUGCUCUCUUGUUGGGAGGGAUUUAUUUUGAGGAUACUUUUCAGAUACCUUCGAAGAUUCCACAACAUGAAAACGGUGCCAUAUAAUAAAUCUGACUUGUGCCAAAAUUGUCAGGACAAUAAAGUUAUUGGUUACUUUCAGACAUGGCUGCAACUAAUGAUGAUUUACAUUAAUUCAUCUGCUGAUUAUUUUUAAAACAAAUUAUUAUUAUAAAAUGUCAGAAAAUACUGAAAAAUGUCCAUUCCAGUUCCUCAAAACAAGGUAUUUAAAGACAUUACCUUGGACUUUGUCAGUCGGUUUAAUAUAUAUAAAACAAACACGAAACAAUUAUCAGUUAAUCUCCAUAUUCAGAGGCAGAAAACUGCAUUUUUUUGACAUUUUUGAAUUAAAACAUCAACAACAAACAGAGGUUUAUAGUAAUAGUUUGCGUUUAUUUUUCUGUCAAAUGUCUAAUCGUUGCAGCUCUAAUGUCAGAUCAGCAUCUUUUUUGUCAGCCCUUAUGUCUAAAAAAAGUCCAAAUUCAGUAAAAUAUUUGUACACCUGUCUGUUAUAAUGAUUUGUAACGUUUCUGGUACAGCAUUAGCAUCUUUCUGUUUUGCAUCGAUUGUUUUUAUGGAGGUAAUCGCCUCUGUGUAAUUCAUGUAUGCAUUUGAUAAAUAUUCUACGAUUUUGUUUGUGUGUGGCCUACAAAGUCUUUUUGUACUUGAAAUACUUUCAAAAUGUAACCAUCUGCCUUAAGUUGCUAUUAUAAUAUUUGUUAAAACAUGUUGAAUAUAUAAAUAUAUAUGUGUCCUCGAGGUCUAUGGCUGAUUUCAAUCUCUUUGGUUUGUAUGCAAACUUAUCUCAGGUAAUUGAGUACCUUAAUAUUUGGAGUUGGACGAAGUGAUUUUAAUAACUGGAAAGAUGGACGGUUGUUGUUUUGAGUUGAUGUUUGGACCUUCAUGGGCUUUGGGUGCCAUGUGUAUUUUAUUCCAGACCCUCAACCAAUUUUGUCCGAAUAAAUUCUUGACAUAUCUG
This is a messenger RNA of Trematomus bernacchii (emerald rockcod), 5294 nucleotides long. It is a transcript of the gene sec24d, whose product is annotated as SEC24 homolog D, COPII coat complex component. Lineage: Eukaryota; Metazoa; Chordata; Actinopteri; Perciformes; Nototheniidae. Gene Ontology annotation, cellular component: COPII vesicle coat; endoplasmic reticulum exit site. Gene Ontology annotation, molecular function: SNARE binding; zinc ion binding. The record is from RefSeq and is a predicted model, not a curated record. Gene Ontology annotation, biological process: endoplasmic reticulum to Golgi vesicle-mediated transport; intracellular protein transport; COPII-coated vesicle cargo loading.